CCUUCAUUUCUCGUCCUAUUCUCCCCCUACACUUCACCAUCCUCGAUCUCGUGCACCUUCUAAAACCAUAAAAGAAAAGAUCCGUCGAUAUGGUUCCACGUGAAGCAAUCACCGAAAUGACACAUAACCCUAAUCACGCUCCUUUCACCAUCAUGCAAAACAACGCACCAUCGUCAGUAUCGCCCUUCGACUUCGGUAGACUCUUCGCCGAAAUACCAAACCCUCAGCGGAUCCUCCAACAAGUGACGCUAUCCGCCAAGACGGCGGCCACCUCAUGCCUCAGCAGCACCUCCGACGAGGCUGACAACCGCCAGCUCCGGCUCAUCGACGAGAGGCGGCGGCGGCGGAUGAUAUCAAACCGGGAGUCGGCACGGCGGUCACGCAUGCGGAAGCAGAGGCACCUGGACGAGCUGUGGUCGCAGGUCUUGAGGCUCCGUGGCGAGAACCAGAGCCUCGUCGAGCGACUGAACGAGGCCACGGAGCGCCACGAGAGGGCCGUCCGGGAGAACGCGAGGCUCCGGGAGGAGGUGUCUGAUCUGCGGCAGCUGCUGAGGGAUGUGAGGUUCGAUAGCCCUUGAGACGACGCCAGUGGUGGCAGUAGAGAUCUGGAAGAGGUCGUGUGCAAUAACGAGAGUUAGUCCAUGUGAGGGAUGAAUUAUCCUCAAAAUAAACUGAUGAGCGCAACAACGUGUUCCUUGAGUUGCUUCGCUGAGAGUCAUGGAUUUUGAUUAGCUUUUCAACGCUAAGAAUGAUCUUAUGUGAGUUA
Molecule: messenger RNA, 766 nt
Organism: Syzygium oleosum
Lineage: Eukaryota; Viridiplantae; Streptophyta; Magnoliopsida; Myrtales; Myrtaceae
Product: basic leucine zipper 8-like
Exons: 1
Coding region: 90-578 (162 amino acids)
Biological process (GO): regulation of DNA-templated transcription
Molecular function (GO): DNA-binding transcription factor activity
Source: RefSeq, a predicted model, not a curated record